GUGCAGACCAGGAAUAUUCGAUGUCUGCCUGAUGUUCUGGUGAUCAACUGUGAGGUGAACAGCACUAAGGAGGCAGAGUUCUGGAAGGCACAGACUGAGUAUGCGUACAGCAAAGCUUUGAAGAAAGAAGCAGCUGAACCUCCCAAACCCAAAGAGCCUUUACCGACAGAAUGGUGUUUAGAGGAAGAGCUGUGCAGCGUGGAGGGCGUUACCUUCGACACGCAAGCGGAGGAUAUGAGGCACGUGUGGAUCCCUCUCAGUCUGAAGAUGUGCAUUAGUAAGACUCAGGGCCUGGAGGUCAGCAGCCUGUCUGAGGGAGAGGAG
Sinocyclocheilus anshuiensis is the source of this 324-nucleotide messenger RNA. Its product is annotated as PAB-dependent poly(A)-specific ribonuclease subunit PAN2-like. The transcript has 3 exons. NCBI's taxonomy places the organism in Eukaryota, Metazoa, Chordata, Actinopteri, Cypriniformes, Cyprinidae. The record is from RefSeq and is a predicted model, not a curated record. The annotation marks the transcript as partial.